Molecule: messenger RNA, 1614 nt
Organism: Triplophysa rosa
Lineage: Eukaryota; Metazoa; Chordata; Actinopteri; Cypriniformes; Nemacheilidae
Gene: haus8
Product: HAUS augmin like complex subunit 8
Exons: 10
Coding region: 64-1146 (360 amino acids)
Source: RefSeq, a predicted model, not a curated record
GGAAGAAAAGACCGCGAGUUAAAUUUUAUUUAUCUUCUGAAACAUUGGCCUUGGUGUUGCAUAAUGGCAUCUAAAAAGCCCCAAACUUUACGGAAAAUUUCUUCGAGUGACCCAAAAAAUUUAUCAACUGACAAUGAGGUCAACAGUGGAAAUAACAGUGGUGCGAGGAGGAAAACCAAAACAUCUGGCACAAUUGUGAAGUCCAGGUACAUGCAAACUGAACCAAAGGCUCCUGCAAAGAACAGUGCACAACAGCAGUCAAUCCUGCAGCCUCCCAGACCUUCCUCUCCCAGAGUAGGUGGCACACGAAAACCAAGAGAAGGCGCACCAUCAAGACGCACACUUAGUGUUCUAGCAGACAAGAACUCUCCAUUGAUUACCAGCAUUCUGGAGUCCUCAAAUUUGGGAAGAAAUGUCUUGCAGUCAACUGUGUUGGAUGGCCACUGUAUAUGUCCAGAUUUUGAUGUCUCUGUCAUCAAAGAUAAAGCUGCUCCUCCAAGCACAGCGGACAUUAAAAAUGAUGAAAGGGCCAUGGCGAUGGAGACGUUUUUAUUGGCCUUUCUCACUGCUAAGAUUGAGCAUAAGAAUCAAACACUGAGAGAGGAGGCAGAGAUGAAUAUUCUGACUGUCAUGGAGAAAGAACAGCAGUUGCGCUUGCAAGUUCAUCGCAUGAAACGACAGUAUCUUGUCCUGGAGAAGCAGAAACAGCUCAACAGUUUACUGGAUUUGCAGAUUGAGGCUUUAGGUUCUGUUGCUGCCACAGCAAACAAGUUUUCAGAGGAGUAUAAGUCAUUUGCAACAGCCAUUGAUGCCACAAGGCAUAAGCUACCCAUAAAGAACGUGCAGAUUGGAGAGAACGCCGGACAUUUCUUAGCCAAAGCAGUCGGAUAUCUGAAUCAGAGUGAGCGUGUCUUGCAGCAGUAUACACGGGGCAUUUCCACUGAUAGUGAGGCAUCAGCAGAAUGUCUUGGAGAAAUGAAAAAUUCAGCACAUGAGAUCAGCAAACAAUUGACAAGGACUUUUUCUGAACUUCUGGAGGUGUCUUCGUUAGUAAGCCGUGAGACGGUUUUGAUCCAGCAAUCACUGGAGGAAGACCAGAUUGGACAGGGCACGGCUCAGACUCUCUUCUGUCCCUCCAUGUCAUGAUAUGGUUUAUGAAUAUUUAUACAUGUACAGAGAAAGAAUUCAAUGUUAUUUUGAUUACAUCUUUGUGUCUAGUUUGUCAGACGUUCUUACAAAUUUCUGUUACUUCUUUGAAAUAACUUUAUUAUGUAAUCAUUAAUUAGGAUUGUCGAGAUAAAGCUGUGAAUGUUUUAAUAAAUUCAAUUUAGUUUUUUUAUAUAUACAAUAACAAGAGUUUUUUCCAACAUCUUGGAAAACAAUAAAUGUACGUCCUUUUGAAUUCAUUUUUACAGCAUUAUUUAAAGUCAAACUGAGAAUAACAUUCGCAUUACACUGUAUGAUAAAUAUAAUCUAUCACUGUCUGCAUUGCUGUUCUUAUUUAAUUAUUCAUUUUAGAGGCCUUACACAUUACUAAAACGAAUUCAUUUGCCAUAUGAUUUAUCUAAUAGUCUUUACAUGUUUUCAUGAGGUAAAAUAUAAUGUUCCAUUUGU